Molecule: messenger RNA, 1772 nt
Organism: Zea mays
Lineage: Eukaryota; Viridiplantae; Streptophyta; Magnoliopsida; Poales; Poaceae
Product: zinc finger protein GIS3
Exons: 1
Coding region: 561-1370 (269 amino acids)
Biological process (GO): cytokinin-activated signaling pathway; gibberellic acid mediated signaling pathway; trichome morphogenesis
Cellular component (GO): nucleus
Molecular function (GO): DNA-binding transcription factor activity; transcription cis-regulatory region binding
Source: RefSeq, a predicted model, not a curated record
GGUGUUUUCUUAGUAUAAAGCCGGUGGUGCUCGUGUCGAUCGUCAUAAACCAACGAAGGACACCAGAUUCUAUGUCACACUCCUUAUCUCACUCCAUAUUUUAAACUUUAUUUUGUAAAUAGUACAAUCUACGGUGCAAAAAAUAGUAUUUUAUACGAUCGUUUACAUGAACUGUGGAGAUGGCCUUUGAAUACUCCGCAACAUUGAGCCUCUGGAGUCUGGACAAGAGCGCAAUCUAGACCUCGACGCUGUCUUUUGUGAAUUGCUUCUCCUGUUCAAAGUCACAGCUACUCUUUCUCCCUCGCUGAGUCUGAGUCUGUCUCUCUCUCUGUUCAUGUAUGUAUUCAAAUGGCUCGUUAAUUUAGCUGAUAUAUCCACUCGCGUGUGCUGUGUGCCUCCAGCUCCAGGCUCCAGGUCUUAUAUAUACUGCCCCUUCUCACCUGACACAGCUCCCUCUAACCCAUGCACCCUCUAGCUUCGACAGCCACUUCCACUACUUACCUCUCUCUAUCCCUCCUCCUGCAGCUGCAACAAGUACUGCCAGGGAGUACUAAGCAGUUAUGAACAUGACUAGCCCCAGGCUAAAGCUCUUCGGCUUCCACGUCUCCGAGGAGGAGCACGAGCUGGGCCGGGCCCGGGAGACGGAAGCGGAAGCCGAGCCGGACGAGGCGCCGGCGUGCGGCAACGUCGGUGGCGGCGGCGGAGGCUCCGACUCGUCGUCCUCGUCUACCACCACCACCACCACGACCACGGCCACGGCGGCCGGCGACGCGCGGAGGUUCGAGUGCCAGUACUGCUGCCGCGAGUUCGCCAACUCGCAGGCGCUGGGCGGCCACCAGAACGCGCACAAGAAGGAGCGGCAGCAGCUCAAGCGCGCGCAGCUGCAGGCCGCGGCGGCGGCCGCCGGCCGGGUCGCCGCGGGCGGGGCGCUCUACCCGCGCGCCAACCCGAUGGUGUCCGCCUUCGUGCCGCCGCCGCACCUCUUCGGCGGCGGCGGAGACGCGGCGCCCACGAGCUGGGUCUACUUCUCCCCGCGCGCCGCCGCGGCCGGGGGCCAGCAGUUCCACGUCUCCCACAACUGCGUGUUCCCGUCGCGCGCCGCCACGCCAGCCACCGUGACGGCCGCCUCGCCCGCCGUGUUCUCGUACGCCUCGGCGUCCUCCGCCGGCGGCGGCGCCUCGGCGGCCUACGUGACCGACGACCAGUACAGCGGGCGGAGGGUCCACGUGAGCCCGGCGGCCGCCCUGAGGAGAUACCCCGGCAUGGCAGCUGGGCCUGGGAUGGCGGUGGUGGCGGAGCCGGUCGUGGCCGGGCCGGAGGACGCCCUGGGGCUGGACCUGCAGCUCAGCCUUGCGCCGGCCGGCUUGUGACUUGGACGGUCCGGUCUCGAUCUCGUCGUCGAUGGAGAUGGAGAUCGCGCGCGCGAGCUGCCACGCACCAUGCAGUUGCCUUGCCUUGGUGUAGUAAAAGAUAGUUGAUCGCCAACUAGAACUACUGCUGCUACAGCUAAAAAAGUCUGUACUAAGAUCGAUCGAUCGAUCGUCCGAUCCCUGGCUAGGUAAUUAGCACCAGUAAUUACGUUUAGUUGCCGGGAUUUAAUUUGGAGAGCUGCAUGCAUGUAAGCCAUCUUCUGUAUGUAAGAUUCCGGUUGUAGCUAAUUGAUCAUGUUGUGCAUGACGAUUUCAAGGAUGGCCGCCAUGCAUUGCGCAGACCCUGCGAAUUUUUGGUUGAUCCGUCCAUCCAUCAAUCAAUCAAUCUCUGCCAUUUUCUUC